Molecule: messenger RNA, 1656 nt
Organism: Yamadazyma jaroonii
Lineage: Eukaryota; Fungi; Ascomycota; Pichiomycetes; Serinales; Debaryomycetaceae
Source: the annotation of a GenBank genome assembly
AUGGAUAAAAAGAGGUUAGAGUUGCAUAGUUUUUCUGCCACGGACUUGCAAUAUAGAGGCUCACAGACGCCCAAAGCUUCACCUACCACCUCCACAUCCACAAAUUUCUACAACCUGAUUGAUAAAGAUAAGAAAAAAUUACAAUUCACAGGUAAACCCAAGAAAUUGAAAGAUUUAUUAACGCCAGAUCCUUUGUUUGAAACUGAAAAAAUCAAAUUACUAUUCAAACUUUACUUACCCCGAAAGAAAUCAUCCAAUGAUGCCAAUAGUUUGAAACAAUUGAAAACCAAUCUACCGUUAUUGUUACCUCAUUCAAAUGAUACUACAUUGGUGUCUUAUCCCAAAUUAAAUUUCGAAUUGCAUUUGUUUUUGGCUUCUAUAAUGUGUGAAUUCGUCAAUUCAUGGUAUUUGACAAAGUUAAAUACUGAUAAUUUUGAUUUUAUAGUCACAAUUUACAACAUUUUGUGUGAUUUCAUCAAGGAUUUGGCUUUCAGAAUGAGUAAGAUUUUGAAUGGAGAUAAUUUAUUAUUUAGGAUAGACGAAUUGAGCAGUUUAUUGAACACACAUCUUAUCGAGUUGAUAGAUAAAGAAGAUCAGGUGAAAAUUAUUAGGGAUUAUCAUCAUUCAACUGCAAAUCUGAACAUUAUUAACCACGAGUUAACUGACGAGGAGAUAAUGAAACAGUAUUUGAAGACUAAACAUGUCAGUUUCGAGGGCUCAGAUACCAGAGGCGUUUACCUUAGAGUGUUGGUAAGAAAGAUACUUUCCAGUACUUUCAACGAUGAUAAUCCUGGAGUCUUAAAUUCUGAAAUAGGUACAAAUUUUGUCGUCAGUAUUUUAUCGGACUUGGUUUUUAAUAACAUCAUUAGUAAAUUGAGUACUCCUGAAUUCAUCUUCUCCAAUAUCAAAAGAGUCGUAGAUACCAUAUCAAGACGUUUGGACAAACCUCAACCCAAACCUAAAUCACUUCAACAGAGAAUGAAGGGAAUUUUCUCCAUGAGUUAUAAAGAUUUGAGUUACCUCAUGAUUUGGAAUGAAGGAGGUAUCGAUACAAAUUACAACAUUCUAGAUAACAAGGUUUUCCAAUUACUUGACACCAUCACUGGGUUCUCAAACAGGAAACCCUUACUUUUCUCUAUUAUCCAUUCUGUCAAGGAAAUAAUGGGUAGUAAUAAUAUUUUAUCAGGCAAGAUAAAUCGGAUUUUGAAAAAGUAUUUAUUCAGAGGGUUAGUGCAAUCUAACUUGUUAAAUGAUGAUACGUUAUCGAAGAUCAUUAGCGAUUUGAGGAUGAGUAUAUUUAACAAACCCAUUAAAGAAGAUGUGAACUCACCCAUAACCAUGGAUUCUUUGGCCAAUGAUAUUUAUAACCUCAUUAACCACGAAAGAUUACCUUUAUCAUUGAUGAAGUACCUUAAAUUCAAAGGCGAGACUAAAGAAGAUACCCUCAAAUCAAUCAAGUCCACACUCUUAGUAUUCAAUUACGAUCCAAAGAAUGCGGUUGACCAUUUGGCUGACCAAUCAGAUACAGAUUCUCCCAUACGUUUGAGGGCAUCUCCAAUCAUCAAAUCAUUGAAGGAAUCCUGUGAACUCAAUGAGCUUUUUAUGAUACAAAUAGUCGAUUUGCUUGUCGCGAAAUUAUAUCCAGAAUUGGUAUGA